AUGAGAUUAAUUUGUGGAGCUAAAUCGGACGCUAAAUCUUCAAUAUUCUGUUGCAGUAAUGAAGACUUCUGUAAUCGCAUUAACGUUCCAGAUGAAGAUCUUCUUGUGGAAAGUAAUACUUUGACAUCGAUCGAACCUUCUUUUUCAAACAUUGGUUCUAAUGGACGAAAUACCUUUUCCUACUUUACAAACGAGACAAUAUUUGUUGCCGCUGUCACCUGCUUCGUUUUAUUUUUUUGCAUUUUAAUAUUCCUUGUCUUGAUAUCACUGAAUUUAAAACGUUCUGACAGACGUCCCUGUCGUUGCAAAUCUUCUUCUUACGGUUCAGAUUCCCAAACUUCCUCAAACUUGAGCAAAUUUUUGACGAAAUCCCAGUCAUAUGGCCAUAGUCCCCAUGUGCUAUCAAACGUCCACUGUCCUCAUUUACUCAAAUGCUGUAUAAAAAACUAUGCUCACUCCUCUUUGAACAGCCUUCCCCAAGUCGACUUUGUCAAAAAUAAUUCUAGUAAUCACUGUAUUCCCUCCUUCAAUAAUUCGAACAGUUAUCCUCAAAAACAUAUUGACUCCGCUACAACUGUACCCGUAAAUCGUACCAUCACAGUGGUAAAUGCCUCCCAAUUUGAUAUACACACAUUUCAUUUUGUCUCUGAUUUCAAACUCAUAACGAAAUUAACAAUUUUGUUUACAUUGCCGUUGCAGACUCAUGGUGGAGGUACAAUGUCUAGUGGGAGCGGAAGUGGCGUGCCGUUUCUUGUCCAGGCGACCGUGGCUCGACAAAUAUCCCUUCAAGAGUGUAUUGGAAAGGGACGGUAUGGCGAGGUGUGGCGAGGUGUCUACAGGGGAGAGAAUGUAGCCGUGAAAAUUUUUUCAAGUCGAGAUGAAGCAAGCUGGGCUCGAGAGACGCACAUCUACAGCAGCGUUCUUCUUAGGCACGAAAAUAUCCUCGGGUACUAUGCCAGUGACAUCACAUCACGAUAUGGAUGUACUCAGUUGUGGAUCAUAUCACACUAUCAUCCUUAUGGUUCAUUGUACGAUUUCUUACAAGUUCAUGUGGUUGACACAAUUGCCGCAAUUCGACUAGCAAAAACAGCAGCUGCUGGUCUCUGUUAUCUUCACUCUUGCAUUCUCGGUUUACAAGGCAAGCCUGCAAUCGCCCAUCGAGACAUCAAAUCCAAGAACAUUCUCGUUCAAGCAAAUGGAACUUGUAGUAUCGGUGAUCUCGGGCUGGCCGUAAUGCAAGCUCCUGGUUCCACAGAAAUGGACAUUGGUCGACCCAAUCAUAAAGUUGGAACCAAACGCUACAUGGCACCCGAAAUUUUAGCUGAUGGAAAUUUUGAGGAAUGCUCAGAGUCUGGUGAAGGAAUCCUACCCAAUGACUUUGAAAUUUCUGCUUAUCUACAGAGUAGAAAUCGUGCCAAUGAUAUCACACAGAAUACAGUAAUGCUGGAAUUUAAUUUUGAAGAACUCAAGGCUGCUGAUGUCUAUGCAUUUGGAUUAGUGCUCUGGGAGAUUUUCCGCCGAUGUCUUACUGACCAGGGCGAGGUCUACCAGGCUAAUGUCCCCUACUGGGAUAAAGUUUCCUCUGAUCCAAGCUUUGCGGAAAUGCGUCAGGUUGUUCAUGUGCAAGGGGAACGCCCACCUAUUUCAGAGAGAUGGAUGAGGUCAAAAAUUCUCUCCCGCUGUGCAAGCUUAAUGCAGGAAUGUUGGCAUGCAAUACCCGAUGUACGGUUACCUAUUCUUCGAAUCAAGAAAACGCUAGACGAUGCAUUUUCAGAAUCAGUUAAGGAAGUCGACAAAAGCCGUGAAAGUGUGGAUGCUGUCAUACUCAAGCCAUCCGGAACUCGAAUCGCCAACGAUAGUGGAAUGAACAGUCGAAGUCAAGGGGGAAAUUUCCAGUUCAGUUCUCUUGAAAUCCCCUACUAUCAAGCAAUCGGUAAUGGCAAUGUACGGAGUCCAAGAGAAGUACUAGCUCUCGGAAGAAUAAUUAGAUGGCCAUCUGAGUCAAAAAAUCCUGAAGAAAAUUCUAGAUCAGAAGGGGUUGAAGUUGAAGUCAAGAAAAUAGACUCUACUGAGCCCCCACCAUCAAUAUCUAUUGAAAAUUAA
Rodentolepis nana is the source of this 2103-nucleotide messenger RNA. NCBI's taxonomy places the organism in Eukaryota, Metazoa, Platyhelminthes, Cestoda, Cyclophyllidea, Hymenolepididae. The record is from the annotation of a GenBank genome assembly.